Messenger RNA from Zootermopsis nevadensis, 1651 nucleotides. RefSeq names its product cathepsin L (gene CtsL1). Gene Ontology annotation, biological process: proteolysis. NCBI's taxonomy places the organism in Eukaryota, Metazoa, Arthropoda, Insecta, Blattodea, Termopsidae. The record is from RefSeq and is a predicted model, not a curated record. Gene Ontology annotation, molecular function: cysteine-type peptidase activity.
AUUGGUCAAUAGCUGUUGUAAAAGCAAAUAUUGCAACAAGGAAGCACAUGACCGACUGUCUAUGGAAGGGGAAGAGACUGCCUAGACAAAAGCUUAAGGCGCAGUAGUUUACUAGUUAUUGUUCGUUGAUUUCAGUGGUAUUGAGUUGUGUUUUAUAAGCGAUUUAAUUGCGGAAAUGAAGUUCCUCAUAAUCCUAUUGUUCAUUGUGGCAGCUUGUCGGGCAAUUUCUUUCAUUGACCUUGUGUUAGAGGAAUGGGAAACAUUUAAGCUUGAACAUGGGAAGAAAUAUAAAUCUGAUGUUGAAGACAAGUUUCGCAUGAAGAUCUACAUGGAAAACAAACAUAAAAUUGCGAAACAUAAUGCAGCUUUUGAACAAGGAAAUCGAAAAUUCAAGCUUGGACUGAAUGAAUUUGGAGACAUGCUUCACCAUGAAUUUACACACAUUAUGAAUGGUUUCAACCCAAUACGAAGAGGAGAAUAUAUGCGGCAGAUGGGUGUAGCAGGAGCAACCUUCAUCAGUCCUGCAAAUGUCAAACUUCCUGAGUCUGUAGAUUGGCGUAAGAAGGGUGCUGUUACGCCAGUCAAAAAUCAGGGACAGUGUGGCUCCUGCUGGUCCUUCAGUGCUACAGGAUCUCUUGAAGGUCAACACUUCAGAAAGACUGGCGUGCUCGUUUCCCUGAGUGAGCAGAACCUAAUAGACUGUUCUGGAAAGUAUGGUAAUGAAGGUUGCAAUGGCGGCUUAAUGGACCAGGCCUUCCAGUAUGUGCGGGACAACAAGGGAAUAGAUACUGAAGUGUCUUAUCCAUAUGAAGCCGAGAAUGAUAAGUGCAGAUACAAUCCUGGUGCUUCAGGAGCUACUGAUGUUGGCUUCACAGACAUAGAAGAAGGCAAUGAGCAGCAGCUGAAAGAGGCUGUGGCUACUAUUGGACCUAUUUCUGUUGCUAUUGAUGCCAGUCACGAGUCAUUUCAGUUCUACAAAAAAGGUGUCUAUUUUGAACCAGAGUGCAACAGCACAGCUCUUGACCAUGGCGUGCUUGUGGUUGGAUAUGGCUCGGAUAUAGAAACUGGUGAGGACUAUUGGUUGGUUAAAAAUUCCUGGGGCACAACUUGGGGCGAUUUGGGCUAUGUGAAGAUGGCCCGCAACCGUGAUAACAGCUGUGGCAUUGCUAGUCAAGCAAGCUAUCCAUUGGUUUAAUUACUGCAAGAUACAAAAUGUUGGACUCUGAAUCAAGAUUCAGAGUUGGUUUUUCAAUUUUUGUGUUCUUUUUAUAUCUGUCAGUGUUCUGUUACAGUCCCACAUUUAGAAUUUUCCCAUUUGUACUUUGAACCAUUGUAAAGUGUCACAUACAUAAUUUGUAUUUGUGUAUAGAAUUUAUUUACCAUGUUAUUACUUGCCAAAUACAUUGUUUUUGAUAAAUCUGUUCCAUAAAUGUGCAAUAGGAUUCACUUUAGGACAGUGUAUAUUUUGUACAGAGAGACUGAGAAGUCGUUGCUUUCAUAACAGCUGUUGGUUGGUAUUGGUUUCCCUUGUGUGAAUUACUGUUUUAAGUAUUAUGUUCCUGUCUUUUGAACUGUGCACCCGAAGUGGUGAUGUAAGUGUCUUGAUUGUGAUAUUUGAUUCUAUAAUAUAAAGUACUGAAGAAAAAUUGUC